Messenger RNA from Nelumbo nucifera (sacred lotus), 1159 nucleotides. RefSeq lists its product as uncharacterized. Gene Ontology annotation, biological process: protein retention in ER lumen. The record is from RefSeq and is a predicted model, not a curated record. Gene Ontology annotation, molecular function: ER lumen protein retrieval receptor activity. Gene Ontology annotation, cellular component: membrane. NCBI's taxonomy places the organism in Eukaryota, Viridiplantae, Streptophyta, Magnoliopsida, Proteales, Nelumbonaceae.
GUCCUCGCCAUUUCGACAACAAAACAACCAAAACCUCUGUCUAUUUUUCUGCUCAAUCCCUCUCUCUCUCUCUCUCUCUCUCUGAAGCUCUAUGUUCUGUUGGGGAGAGAAGAAGAAGAAGAGUCAAGAAGGUAUGGGGAGGAGGAGGAGCUCUCCUGUAAGCGUGUUAUUCAGAUGGGUUCGAAGCCAGUCGAUGAAGGUGAAGAUUUUCCUGGCUGUGGUAUCUAUGAUCUGUUCUUUGGUCGCUCUGAAACUUUUCGUUAAGGAUCACAACCACUUCUUCGUCGCUUCUGAAGCGAUUCAUUGGGCGGGGAUCAUGGUCUUGAUAUACAAGCUCACUACACAGAAGAGCUGUUCUGGACUAUCCUUGAAAACACAGGAGAUAACUGCAAUAUUCCUAGCUGUAAGAGUGUAUUGCAGUUUUGUCAUGGAAGGUGAUAUUCAUACUGUGCUUGAUGUUGCAACAUGUAUCUCAACUCUUUGGGUUAUUUACAUGAUACGGUUCAAAUUGAAGUCCACCUAUGUCAAGGAAUUUGACAACUUUCCAAUAUAUUAUUUGGCGGUUCCUUCUGCUAUCCUUGCACUAAUUGUAAAACCUUAUACAAAACAUUUGAUUAUCAACAGAGUGCUUUGGGCAUUUUGUGUUUACAUGGAAUCUGUGUCAGUUCUGCCUCAACUUCGUCUUAUGCAGAAUGCAAAGAUGGUUGAACCGUUUACUGCCCAUUAUGUAUUCGCAUUGGGAGUUGCAAGAUUUUUGGGCUGCGCUCAUUGGAUCCUUCGGGUUAUUGAAACUCGUGGAUCAUAUCUAUUCUUCCUCGGAACUGGGUACCUGUGGUUACCAAUUGUUUUCCUUUCAGAAAUUAUUCAGACCUUCAUUUUGGCUGACUUCUGUUACUACUAUGUCAAGAGUGUCAUGGAAGGCCAGCUCAUCAUAAGGUUGCCCUUACCUGUCUAAAGAUCAUCCCCAUAAACCAUUGGUAGCAAUUAAUGUUCAUUGAUAUUCGCUGCCAGAGCCUAAUUUAAAAACCCAGUGCCAUCAAGAGUUUCAUUUUUUCCUUCAGUUUGGUUUUCUUGCCACUCUUAGUUGAAAAUGAUGGAUCAACAAUUUUCUGGAAUUUUAUUGGAACUGAAAAGCUUUGAGAAGUAUAGUUUGUGAUGG